AAAUGCUAUGUUGUCAUGUAUAAGAAAAAAACACGGAAUAUUAGUAGAUGAUGAGGAUGUCGAGGUCAUUAUUAUGAAUACGGACGAUUCGGAGGAUAACAAACCAUCAAAAGUAUCUCAUCCUUUAAAACUAACUGAACGUCCUAACAUUGUUAUUCAACAGGUAAAACGUCCAAUUCAAUUUUUAAAUGUACAUCAUAAACCACAACAUGCACCUACUGAGACACAAGUAUCGAUGCCACAACAAGCUCCAAGCUCGCAACUAAUACCAAGGGAACAAUUACUAGGAAAGCGUUUACGAAUAAGUCUGCCAAAGCAAGUACCGCAGCGGGUAUCAGAACUGAACCCACAACUACUACCGAAUUAUCAACAAUAUGAUGCUAACACAUUGAUAAUACAAAAAUCGAAUACACACGUUCAGAAACAUAUGCCAUCUCAUUCAAAUAAAGUAGAAUCAGAAAACCUAUAACAAAUCAAAAUGCUGAUAAAAUAUUAACUCCG
Molecule: messenger RNA, 501 nt
Organism: Melanaphis sacchari
Lineage: Eukaryota; Metazoa; Arthropoda; Insecta; Hemiptera; Aphididae
Exons: 3
Coding region: 8-469 (153 amino acids)
Source: RefSeq, a predicted model, not a curated record